Molecule: messenger RNA, 660 nt
Organism: Fulvia fulva
Lineage: Eukaryota; Fungi; Ascomycota; Dothideomycetes; Mycosphaerellales; Mycosphaerellaceae
Exons: 1
Coding region: 1-660 (219 amino acids)
Molecular function (GO): oxidoreductase activity
Source: RefSeq, a predicted model, not a curated record
AUGCAUUGGCCAGUAGCCGACAAGCUAUUCGGCGGCAAGGAGAUUAACUACCGUGACGCAUGGUCAGGCAUGGUCCUGCUUAAACAAAAAGGCAAGACGAGACACAUUGGUGUCUCGAACUUCUCGCCAGAACAGCUCGAGGAUCUGUUGAACCACACCUCCACCCCACCUGAGGUGCACCAAAUGGAGCUGCACCCAUACCUCCAGCAAAACGAAUGGAUCGACUUCCACAAGACUCACAGCAUCCACGUCACGGCCUACUCCCCACUCGGCGGCACAAACCCAGCCUACGACAAGAAGAGCAAAGACAAGAAAAAUAAGAAAGACAAGCACGACGACCCAACCCCGCUCCUCAAGAGCAAGGUAAUCCACAAGAUCGCCAAGAAGCGCGACUGCACACCAGCGCAGGUUGUCCUGCAAUGGGGCCUCCUCCGCGGCACGAGCGUGAUCCCGAAGAGCGUGCACAAGAACUACAUCAAGGAGAACUUCAAGGCAACGGAGUUUUCGUUGAAGGAGAAGGAUAUCGAGAAGAUUGACAAGCUGGGGAAGUACCAUCAUAGGUAUAACAACCCUAGUGGGAGCUGGGAGGUGCCGCUUUAUGAGGGGUUGGAGGAUCAGGAUGGUGAGCACAAGGGGGCGAAAUUUUGGCAUGACAAGUAG